This is a messenger RNA of Paramecium tetraurelia, 2031 nucleotides long. RefSeq lists its product as uncharacterized. Gene Ontology annotation, biological process: chloride transmembrane transport. The transcript has 5 exons. The record is from RefSeq and is a predicted model, not a curated record. Gene Ontology annotation, molecular function: chloride channel activity. NCBI's taxonomy places the organism in Eukaryota, Ciliophora, Oligohymenophorea, Peniculida, Parameciidae.
AUGAAAUAAGUAUUCCAUCAGCUGGCCAAACAACAUAACAUAACCAACAACAAGAGCUUUACUUUACCAACCAAAUAGUCCCUGGAGCAAUCCUAUUAAGAUGUGAAGUUUCAAUUUGUUAUGUAAUUCUCAAAAGCCACCACUCAGGAAUAACUUGAAUAGAUUGUGAAUAUACUCUUCAAUCAUGGAUUUCAAUCUUACAAGACCAGGAAUCUAUAGAAUGAUAAGAUUCUCUUAUUCAUAUGUAUUUGGGAUCCGAAAAUCAUUUUGGAAUAGGCAGAGUUGAUGCAACUUUAUAAAUUAGUUAUUGACCGUUCACAUACAUAAAUGCACGAAGUAUAUAGAAAGAUAGCUGAGAAGAUAAAUGUAAAGAAAAUAUUGGAUGAGAGGUUAGUUAUGGCUUUAAAUUAAAUUGAUAAGAGAAUAGUGGAAUUAGAAAAUUAUUAAAAAUUUAAAUACCACUUAAAAAGUGACUUCUGUUUACAUAAUGAAGACUCUGAAGUCAUUAAAAUAUUUAGUCCUUCUGAGACUUUACUUAUAAUAUACAAUUACUUACAUACUAUUAAAAUUGGAGACUUGGACAUGAUUCAUUUUCUAAAAACGGAAGAAUAUUUAUUAUAAGUAACUCCAAUUCAUGAUGAAAUUGUCUCACUCAACACAGUAUCUGACAUAGAGAGAUAUUUUGGAGGCAACUUAGCAGUCUAUUUCGAGUUCAUGAACUUCUAUUAAUCUAUGCUUAAGUAUUUGGCUUUAGCUGCUAUCAUCACUUUAAUUGUAGAUCAUCAAAGUAGUCUCUUUAAAAUCACCAAUGUAGCUAGUUUCUAUGCAGUACUCAACAUGGUAUGGUCAACAUUCUUCAUUAUUGCUUGGCGGAGAAAGGAGAAUGAGUUAAGUAUUGAAUGGGGAGUGUUCGGUUAAUAACACAUAAAAAGAUUAGAUCUGAACCCUGAAUAUAAAGGUACACCCAAGAUGAAUUAUAUCACGGGAAUGGUCAAGAAUGGCUAUCCAACAAGUAGCAGGAUAUUCUACUAUAUGGUAUCCUUAUUCGAAGCCAUCCCAAUUCUCAUUAUUGCUGGCUUGAUUAAAAUUGUUGUAUUCAACAUCAAUGGGCUCAUCAGGAAUGAAAGCAGUAUCUUCUACAUCAAGGUUGCAGCUUAGCUGAAUCAAGAGGGAGGUCUGUUAUAUUAUAAAUACACUACUAAUAUUUUAGACAUCUUCACUAUCUUAUUGAUAUUCUACAUCAACACUCUGUAUACAAAGGUUUGCAUUAAUUCAACCAAACGAGAAAAUCAUAGAACUAACUUGAGGUUUUAUAAUUCUUUAAUUCUAAAACGAUUCUUAUUUGAAUUAAUCAAUAGAUUCUUUCACUUAUUCUAUAUUGCAUUCAUCGAAUUUGAUAUACCAACUCUAAGGAGUCUCUUGAUUAAGUUGUUUGUAAUGGAUCAAAUAAGAAGAGUUCUAUUGGAAUCUCUAUUGCCAAUGUUAAUGAAGUAGCAGUAUGAAAAACAAAAGGAAUAAAGGAAGACAUUAAUGAAAAGAUUGUUGAUAGAAUUGUAUGCAGAACUUGAACUCUGGGAAUAUGAUGAUUUCGAUGAUUAUAUUGAAGUCAUAUUUCAAUAUGGAUACAUAGUAUUGUUUGCAGCUAUUUUUCCUCUGGCUGCUGCUCUCACAUAUAUUUUCAAUUUUAUUGAGAUAUGGAGUGACAAAUUCAAAUUAGCUAAUAAAUUAUACUAACGAAACCUACCCAAAAAGGCUUAUAGUAUAGGUGAAUGGAGAAGUGUUUUGAUGACUCUAUCAGUUUUAUCAAUAUACACAAACACAGCCUUUAUAGCUUUAGCUUAUUUCAAUGUAUUUGAUACUUGUUAGAAAACAGGAUGCGAUUGGGAAAACAUUCUUAUUCUAUUAUUUAUCAUUGAACAUUUUUCAUUAGGUUUGAAAUAUAUUGUACAAUAAACAAUCAAUUGUAAACCAAAAUGGGUUAGGAUAGUGUUGAGAAGAAUGAGAAGGAAAAGAAGAAAUUUUAAUUAUUGA